AUGGCUUCUUCACCAUCUAGCCCAAACAUUCAUGCCAAAACGCAGCAGGGACACUCUCAAGACCAAAAUGAGAAUCAGACUCCAAACACUGAUACAGACCUCGACCAACUCAAUGUAGUACUCGACGCUAUACGAUCGAAUCUCUCCAAUGUCCUACGCACAUGGGGCCGGGAGAGUGUGCAAUACCAAUCUGCUCUGGCGAUCAUGCAGUCGUAUUGGGCCGAAAACCUGGACCGUUUGAAAGGGAAAGCUAAAGCUGAAGUUGGUGCCGAGGUCUAUGAUGUGAAAUUGAAGAAGAUGGAGAUGGGAAUUGAGGAAUUGAUGCGUGAUUUGAGACUCGAUUGA
Rhinocladiella mackenziei CBS 650.93 is the source of this 345-nucleotide messenger RNA. RefSeq lists its product as uncharacterized. The transcript has a single exon. The record is from RefSeq and is a predicted model, not a curated record. Lineage: Eukaryota; Fungi; Ascomycota; Eurotiomycetes; Chaetothyriales; Herpotrichiellaceae. Bases 1 to 345 code for a protein of 114 amino acids.